Manihot esculenta (cassava) is the source of this 2420-nucleotide messenger RNA. Its product is annotated as wall-associated receptor kinase-like 22. Gene Ontology annotation, biological process: protein phosphorylation; cell surface receptor signaling pathway. The record is from RefSeq and is a predicted model, not a curated record. The transcript has 3 exons. Bases 151 to 2352 code for a protein of 733 amino acids. NCBI's taxonomy places the organism in Eukaryota, Viridiplantae, Streptophyta, Magnoliopsida, Malpighiales, Euphorbiaceae. Gene Ontology annotation, molecular function: protein serine/threonine kinase activity; ATP binding; polysaccharide binding. Gene Ontology annotation, cellular component: plasma membrane.
AUUCAACUUUGGCAGGUUACCAAUUUGCUCCGGAGCAAGAAAUUGGAAAAUUCCAGGAGCCAAGAAAUAUAUCUGGCUAACCCUGAAGUAUCCAUCCCAAGUCCUUUUAAGGCCUGGCCUGGAAGUAGCUUAAUUAAUUUGAUACCUGUAAUGGAAAGAAAGAGACGACAGAGAAUGAUGAUUGCUCUAAUGGAGCUUGGCUUCAUUACAAUAUUAUGGCCAACACAAAUUCUAGCAGUGGAGCCUUGUCUGUCAAUCUGUGGUGAUGUCAUCGUCCAAUUUCCAUUUGGAAUUGGGAAAGGUUGUUACAUGGAUGAGAGUUUCGAGGUAACUUGCAACUACUCUUUUACAUCUCCAAAGCCUUUCUUAACUAGCAUCAACAUGGAGUUGCUGGACAUAUCAACAACAGGGCAAGUUCAAGUCAGCAAUCCAGUAAUUUAUUCCGAUUGCAGCAACAAAGCCUCCAAUACGACAACAGUUUCCCUUUUGGGCACCCCUUUCGUAUUCUCAAAUUCUUCUAGCAGGUUCACAGCCCUGGGUUGUGACAAUUAUGCUCGAUUUAUGGAGGAUGGUGGCAACAUAGUUGGAGGAUGUCUGUCUAUUUGUCCUAGUGGAGCUAAUGCAAGUGGCUGCUACGGCAUCAACUGCUGCCAGGCCACUAUACCUCCUUACGUCCAGUUCUUUGAAGCAAACAUGACAAGCCCUUUUAACAGCAUGGCCGGUCGCAGCAGCUGCAAGUCCGCUUUCAUGGUUGAUCAAAACUGGUUUGCGCCUAAAUCUUCAAGCAGCCAUGAUGAUCUGAACCUCGAGGAUCAUGUCCCUGCGGUGCUUGAUUGGGCAGCUGAUCAAGGAUAUUGUGAUAUAAGUCGCGAGCCAAACAUUAAUUGUACCUCUAGCUACUGCUGGAAAAAACUUCACGAAAAUCAAGUUUGUAUUUGCAGAGGAUGUGAAGAUAUGGUCAGCUGCACUGAUCCAAGAAACUAUAGAUGUAGCUUGUACUGCAUGUAUACGCCGGGAGGCUACAAUUGCAGCUGCCCUUUUGGGUAUGAGCGUCUUAGCAGUAGCAACAGAUGUUACCCAUAUGGUUGGGCAUACAAAAAAUCUCGGAUCAAGAUCAUCAUCAUAGGCUGUGUAUCAGGUCUUGGAUUACUGUUCUUUGUAGCUGGAUUAUGGUUGUUGUACAAGUUAUUGAAGAGAAGAAAGGCCAUGAAGCUCAAGCAAAAAUUCUUCAAAAGAAAUGGUGGAUUGUUAUUACAACAACAACUGUCUUCCACAGAAAAUAACGUUGAGCAAACAAAAGUUUUUACUUCCAAGGAACUGGAGAAAGCAACUGAUCACUAUCAUGUGAAUCGAAUCCUCGGCCAAGGAGGUCAAGGAACAGUAUACAAAGGAAUGUUGACAGAUGGGAGAGUUGUUGCUAUUAAGAAAGCCAAAGUAGUAGAUGAAGACAAGCUUGAGCAAUUUAUCAACGAAGUGUUGAUUUUAUCACAAAUCAACCAUCGAAACGUGGUCAAGCUACUCGGAUGUUGCUUGGAGACAGAAGUUCCUCUACUUGUUUAUGAGUUCAUCCCUAAUGGAACACUCUUCCAAUAUAUACAUAAUCAAAAUGAAGAGCUUCCACUUACAUGGGAAAUGCGUUUGCGCAUUGCCACAGAAGUUGCAGGAGCUCUAUCCUAUUUGCAUUCAGCAGCUUCCAUGCCGAUCUAUCAUAGAGAUAUCAAGUCAUCAAAUAUUCUUUUAGAUGAAAAGUUUAGAGCAAAAGUUGCAGACUUUGGCACCUCAAAAUCAAUUUCAAUUGAACAAACACAUGUGACAACUCGAGUACAAGGAACUUUUGGAUACUUAGAUCCAGAGUACUUCCAAUCAAGCCAGUUUACAGAUAAGAGUGAUGUUUACAGCUUUGGCGUAGUUCUUGUCGAGCUCUUGACUGGACGAAAGCCCAUUUCUUCAUCAUUAUCAGCUGAACAGAGAAGUUUAGCUACGUAUUUUAUAUUUUUAAUGGAGGAGAAUCGUUUGUUUGAAAUAAUUGAUGAUCGAGUUAUGAAGGAAGGUGGGAAAGAAGAGAUUAUUGCAAUUGCUAAACUUGCUAGGAAAUGCUUGAACUUGAAUGGAAAGAAGAGACCCACGAUGAAGACAGUGGCAAUGGAGUUAGAAGGGAUUAAAGCAUCUCAUGGAGCUUCCUCCGCCAUUGAACAAGACUAUGAAGAGGUUGAUUAUAUUGUAGGCGACUACGCUGCUGCAUGGGAUGUUGCUUCUUCUUCAACUGGAUCCCUUAGCAUUAGUAUACCAACCCGUUCAGACUUGCAGCCUCUAAUUUCUGGUGCCAGUAACCCUGGCCCCAUGAAACAGUAGCUAUAUGCGAAAUACUUGCAUGGAUCCGUCCAAUAUAAAUUAAGAACCAAAUAAAUAAGUAUUUUCAU